AUGUCCGAUCAUAAUCCCCAACGUGGCGAUCAUCUUUACGCUUGGCGUAAGAUUCGUUUGUAUCAACACCAUGGGAUUGUUGUUACAAAAGAAGAUCUUGAAAAAUAUCUUCCUUCGAAACUAAUGCCCAAAAAAGUUGAUCCAUUGAUGGUCAUCGAACAGAAUCUUCAAGGAUUACGAAUUGUUACAUUAGGAGAAUUUCGUCUAGAACAUCCAUUCAACUAUGAACAUCGAAUCGGUUGUGCUCGGUAUGGUAUUGAUGUGAUGGAAUAUUACGUCAAUCGACGUGGAACAUGUUAUUUAACUAAACGCUUAAGUGAAGAUCAAGUCGUGAAAAAUGCUAUUCGAAUUUAUAGUGAUGAAAAGCAACGAGAUAUGUGGAAAACGUAUAGUCUCGUGUUGAAAAAUUGUGAACAGUUUGCGUUUAUGUGUUCGACGAAUCUGGAACAUGUUUUAGGUGAACAGGUUUUAAUGGGUUGUAAUAUCGUUCGAUCGAUUUUUGUCAAUGGAAUGUACAGUGCUGUUGAAUGUAUUUUUCAUAUUGUAGAAUUACUUGCAAAACAAAUGAUUCGUGGAGUACCGAUCAAUAUCAUUAUCAAAGAAAAUGCCUUAGCUGCGUUGACAGCGAGUGUAUUGGAAACGUUGUUAUUAUCGGUUCGUUUGUUUGUUUAUUACUAUUAUAAAGAAAAGCGAACGGAAAAUUUAGCACGGAAAUACGCAAUUACUCCUCAUGAUUAUAUUCAACAGAUGAUUCAAGCUGGUCUCGGAAAUUUAUCAGCGUUUGGUUUAUCAAUUGCCGGAAUGGUGGUUAAAUCAUCCGUGUUCGUCAGUGCUAUGUCACCAACUGCUUUCUCGAUUUUCUUUGGUUUUAUUGGAUAUCUUGCCGCGAGAUGGAUUACUGGGUUGAUUGCAUUGAAAAUCCGACGUAUCAAAGCAUCCAAUAUUCUUAAUGGAAAUCCAACAUUUUCCAAAGAACCAUUUAGGACUUUGGUUGAUAAUAGAUUAUUAAAAGUAGAAAGUGCCGAACAAUUGUAUAAAUUUGCUUUAGAAGGACAAAAAUUAAUGAAAAGUAGAUAUACGAUUAUGCUUCACGAAUUUCAACGAGAUCAUCACAUCGAUCGAGUCAAUACUUGCCAACAUUCAAAUAUCUUAUUUCACAAACAACUAUCUGAACCAUAA
Messenger RNA from Adineta ricciae, 1179 nucleotides. Lineage: Eukaryota; Metazoa; Rotifera; Eurotatoria; Adinetida; Adinetidae. The record is from the annotation of a GenBank genome assembly.